Molecule: messenger RNA, 3165 nt
Organism: Zophobas morio
Lineage: Eukaryota; Metazoa; Arthropoda; Insecta; Coleoptera; Tenebrionidae
Gene: PIG-Z
Product: GPI mannosyltransferase 4
Exons: 3
Coding region: 73-2001 (642 amino acids)
Biological process (GO): GPI anchor biosynthetic process
Cellular component (GO): endoplasmic reticulum membrane
Molecular function (GO): alpha-1,2-mannosyltransferase activity
Source: RefSeq, a predicted model, not a curated record
AUGUCACAUGUCACGUUGACAGCGAUGUAAACAAACCAAUUUCAUGUGGAAUCUCACAAUACUCAUAAAAAAAUGCAGCCAGAGUUACCUAAAAUAUACUGGUAUUUAGCUUUGACUCGAAUAAUCUUAGUUUUAAUUCCACAAAUCGGUUACAUUCACCCAGAUGAGUAUUUCCAAUCCAUCGAAGUGCAAGCAGGCAGAGUUUUUGCCGUUGAACAUAAUACACCAUGGGAGUUUAAUGCCACUUUUCCAGUUCGUAGUAUAGCAAUACCUCAUUUUACAAUUGGCUUGGUUUAUAAGUUAGCAAAUAUUUUCGAAUACUUUUUUAAGAGUUAUUUAACAUUUUCGUUAAUUACACCAUAUUUGAUAGUUGUUGCUUCUCGUCUUUUAAUGUGCGCGUUAUCGUUUAUAGUUGACUUUACGUUGUAUAAGAUCUGUACGAAUAACAAUGAAAAAUACAAAAGCAAACUCGUAAUAUUGGCUAGUUCAUAUGUUAUGAUUGUGUAUGGUACUCGUACUUUUUCGAAUACUGUCGAAUUGGUAUUGUUCGCAUUGUUACAGUAUUAUGUUUGUGAGAGUUUAACCUUUUCAAAUACUCUAAUCAAAAAACGGGAAUACUUGAAUUAUAGAUAUGAGAUUAGUAGAUCUAUUGUUGAAAAAGUGAAGUUCCAUAAACUGAGAUUAUUUUUAACUUCGGAUUCGUUACGUAAUUGUUUUCAAAUAAGCACUAUAACUGUAAUGGGAUUUUUUAAUAGGCCAACAUUUCUUGCAUUUGCACUAUUUCCGGUGUUUUUCUGGCUAUAUAGGGGUAUGGGUAACAAAUUUACACCUCCAAUGAAUUACCAUUUAAGGAUAUUAGGCCUAAUCGUGUGCUCUAUUCCGAGUUUAUUAUUUAAUAUUUUAUGCGAUUCUUUUUAUUAUGGUUACUUAACGUGGGGUGAAAUUGGAGUUUUACAUGUCACGAUUAAUAACUUCGUUUUCACACCACUAAACUUUGUAAAAUAUAAUAUAGAUGUCAGCAAUUUGGCUAAACAUGGGUUACAUCCACGAUUUCUACACAUUAUUGUAAAUAUGCCGCUACUUUUUAAUAUUUUGGCUGUAUUUACCUUUGUUGGAUUUUGUCAAGCAACCUACAGUUUUGUAAGAGGCAGACACCAGUUGUUACCCACUGUAAGGAGUAUAAAAGGUCUUAUGAUGUUAUCUUACAUCGCACCGUUAGGAAUUUUAUCGGUUUUUCCUCAUCAAGAACCACGAUUUUUGAUCCCACUUAUUAUUCCAUUAGUUUAUCUUCACAGCGCUGAUAUUUUACCAGAUAAAGAUAAUAUUCUGAUUAAAUUAGAACACACGGUACCUCGAAAAACAAAAACUACUGUGAAAAAAGAUUCGAAUGUUUAUAUGAAAUUAUGGUUAGUGAUUAAUAUAAUUCUUGUGAUAUUUUAUGGAUUUUUGCACCAAGGAGGUGUAUAUCAAGUAACUAAUUAUCUGUCCAAAGAUAUGAGGACUGAAUCUCUGAAAACUGAAUACUAUAUAGUAACCAGUCAUGUUUAUUCACUUCCCGAAAGUUUGUUUCUACAAAAAUCAAGUAACAAAUUACAUCACACAAAAACUAGUAAAUAUGCGGUCAAUAAGAGGUAUUUUCUGCAUGAAGAGGGAUCUUCAGAUUUAGAUAUACUUGUCAGUAAUAUUCAGAAAAUGUCAAAAAGAAUAGAAGAUUACAAACAUGUCCACAAAAAUAAGCGAAAGUAUAAAUUAUUUCUAGUAAUUCCAAGUAGUUUGGAAGAUCAAUUAAAUUCUUUAAUGAGUAAAGAUGCUCAUUUUAAGAAAAUUAAGUCAUUCUAUCCUCAUAUCAGCACAGAAGCUUUUCCUAAUCUAGCUCAAGAUAUAACUUAUUUAUAUACUAAUUUUAAAUUCGACGAUAUGUAUACUAACAUUCUAUACUCCAUAACUAAGAUGAUGUCUUCAUUUGGUCUUAAUUUGUACAUGAUAGAAAAAGCACCAUAAUUUAAUUAAUUAAAUUAAUUAAAGUAGUUGUUUUAUAAUGUGGGACUUAAGAAGUAUUAAUUAAAGAUUUUUGUGUGUAUAUAUAGAUUUCGUUUCAAAUGUUUUGGCUUCCGUCGAUAUAUUAUUUCUGAAGACGUUUCUAAAUCGUUCUUUCAGGUUUAUAAUCAAGCAGUUGUGUAGCACUUAUUUCAAUAAAUAAGUGUUGUGAUUUUAAAUCGACCAGAAGGUUUGAAACAAAUUGUAUGUAGGUGUAAAUAACAACUUUAUACUUUUUUAUUACAUACAUAUCAUUUCAUGGCUAAUAAAGCCCUCUUCCGAGAACGUGUGAAAAGGGCCAUUUUGAUUAUUGUUGUGUGAAAAUAAGUGUCAGGAGCAUUUUUUAUCAUGAAACGUAUUUUUGAAAUGAUUCGAAGCAUUUUUAGUUUGGACAAUUGAUUUAACUAAUUUCUGGUGGAAUCAAACCUAAAAUACUUCCGCCCAUUCGAGUAUUUUGACUGCUUUUGCUGAAUAAAUAAAACAUAGAUAUUUUAGCUAUUUAAUAAACUUGUCUAGCGACGAAGUAAAUUAGGUUUGAACGCAGUUCUGUUUACUGUAAAAAUUAAAAAAUCGCACUGAAAGUUUGUCCAAACAAAUGAUUAAAUCAAGAUAAAAUUGUUAAGAUAUCUAGAUAAAUAUCAUCAGUAUUUUAGUAAUAUCUGCUCACAUUGUUAUCAAAAGAUUUUGACACAAACAAAGUAGUUUGAUUACUAGUGGGGUUAUCAGGUGAAAAGUUAAUUAAUUUUCAUGUAUAAUUCUACAAAGACAAUAAAAAAGACGUCCUUGUAAAAAAGCUAUUAAACUGUUGGUUCACAACAUCAAAGCAUAAAUUUAAUUUUGUUGAAAAAUUAAUUUUUUUACCGAGUUGGCAGAAAUAAAUUGCACUGUUUGUGGAUUUUCUAUGCAAACUUAAAGGUAGCUGUUUAAAUCGAAAAGAAACGUCGUAAAAUAACUAAGAUAAACACAAAUAUGAGUUAAAUUUCUCGUAUUCUGCGUGCAAUAUUUUAAUUCGUGGUCCUCACAGAUUGCCCAUAACACUUUUAUUCGAAAUUCAGUGUCAUAAAACAAAAUGUACAAUUUAUAGGUUGUAAAUUUAGUUUUUGAAAUAAAUAUUUUAAAAUGGUUUAA